GAAAACCCUUAGCGAGCGCCACAGCACAUAGAGGGCGAAGAAAUAAACCUCAUUUCGGGGAGGAUUUUAAACGAUUUUGGGGUAUAUUUGCUCUUCUUGAAAAGAAAUACACUUAACGGUUACAUUUAAAGGGCUUUUCAAAUCUGGAGCACAGAAGACGCUCCUUUACCAUGGCAUCGUCUCAGAUAUCGGCAGUCAAAAAAGAUGAUAAGGCCAGAAAUAUACAAGUGGUUGUACGAUGCAGGCCAUUCAACACUGUGGAGCGUAAAUCUAACUCUCAUACAGUUAUUGAUUGUGACCAGAACCGAAAAGAGUUGAUGGUCCGUACUGGAGGUGUUGCAGACAAAGCAGCCAGGAAAACAUACACUUUUGAUAUGGUUUUUGGCCCUUCUGCCAAACAGAUCGAUGUGUACAGGAGUGUGGUUUGUCCUAUUUUAGAUGAGGUCAUCAUGGGUUAUAACUGUACAGUCUUUGCAUAUGGACAAACUGGGACAGGAAAAACCUUUACUAUGGAGGGCGAGAGGUCACCUAAUGAUGAAUUUACCUGGGAAGAGGACCCUUUGGCUGGGAUCAUUCCCAGAACUCUUCAUCAGAUCUUUGAGAAAUUGUCCAGUAAUGGGACGGAGUUCUCUGUGAAAGUCUCUUUGCUGGAGAUAUAUAAUGAGGAACUCUUUGACCUGCUCAGCCCUGCUCCUGAUGUCACGGAGCGAUUACAACUAUUUGAUGAUCCCAGAAACAAGAGGGGUGUGGUCAUUAAAGGCCUUGAGGAGAUCACUGUGCACAACAAGAAUGAGGUGUAUCAGAUCCUGGAGAGAGGAUCAGCUAAAAGGAAGACUGCCUCCACCCUAAUGAACGCUUACUCCAGUCGAUCCCACUCUGUGUUCUCCGUUACCAUUCACAUGAAGGAGAUCACACUUGAUGGAGAAGAGCUGGUCAAGAUUGGAAAACUGAACUUGGUGGAUCUUGCAGGUAGCGAGAACAUCGGACGAUCCGGUGCCGUGGAUAAGCGGGCGCGUGAAGCUGGCAACAUCAACCAGUCUCUGCUGACUCUUGGUCGAGUCAUCAAGGCUUUGGUGGAAAGAGGACCUCAUGUGCCCUACAGAGAGUCCAAACUCACCCGAAUACUGCAAGAUUCCCUUGGAGGUCGCACUAAAACCUCAAUUAUUGCCACAGUGUCUCCGGCCUCCAUCAAUCUUGAGGAAACUCUGAGCACAUUGGACUAUGCUAACAGGGCCAAGAAUAUCAUGAACAAGCCAGAGGUCAACCAGAAACUGACCAAGAGAACGCUGAUCAAGGAAUACACAGAAGAGAUUGAGCGUUUGAAAAGAGACCUGGCUGCCACCCGUGAUAAGCAUGGAGUGUAUCUCUCUGUUGACAACUAUGAGAGUAUGAAUAGUAAACUCGUGUCUCAGGAGGAACAGAUUACGGAGUAUAAUGAGCGAAUCGCGGCUACGGAGGAUGAGCUCAAAAAGAUUAUGGAGUUGUUCACAGACAGUAAGCAGAAAUUGGACCAGUGCACUGAGGACCUGCAGAAUAAGAACCAAAUUCUGGAGGAGGCCCACAAGGAUCUAACGGAGACCAAGCAUCGCCUGACUCAGGAGGAGUUCAUUGCUACACAGCUCCAGAACAAUGAGGGGCAGCUAUACAGCACCGCUGACCAGCUGUUGAGUACAGCUGAGACCAGCACACAGGAUGUAAGUGGUCUUCAUGCCAAGUUACAGCGAAAGAAAGAUGUGGAACUUCAUAACAGUGAGGCUCAAGAGAGCUUUGCCCAGUCCAUGGAGAACUGCUACAACAGUAUGCAAACAACACUGCAGGAGCAGGGCCACAAACACUCGGCUAUCAUUGACUAUUACCGAUCUUCAGUGGGUGAGCUGCUGACGGUGAACAGCAGGACAUUUAAAGAGACUUCAGGUGCCGUGUGUGAAUCGUACAGCAGUAUUAAAAGUGCAGUUGGUAAAGGUGUUGAGCGGUGUAAGGAACAAGUGCUACAGCAGAAGAAACUCUCGCAGGAGGCUCAAAACAGUAUGCUGGAAAUUCUGGAUGAACACAAACAACAUCUAGAAGAGGUUCUUGUUGCCCAAGCAUUGCCAGGCAUCAGGUCCAUCAUGGCUAUGAAUGACAGUUUAAAGCAAACCCUUCACAGAUACCAUCUGCUUCCUGAACAGAUGGAAGGUCUGAAGACAGAAAUGAUGUCGUUUUUCAACUCCUCCGUUGAAUCUUUGGCCAGUAUGAAAGAGAGUGCCGUGCAGGGCUUCAGCGCUCUGCGUAUUGAAAACGACAAUCUAAAACAGCAGAUUUGCCAAACUGGAAACAACCAUCAGGCGCGUGUGGCCCAGCUGGUUAAGUGUUUGCAGGACCAAAUGAAUCUCUUGGCUUUGGAAACCCAGACAGACUUGGAGGGUCUCACACAAGCAACUGCUGCCCAGAUCACGCCACUAGAAACUCUGCAGAGCUCCAUACAGAGUAAGUGCAUUGCGGUAGAGGAGGACACUGUGUCUGUUUGUGCUCGGCUGGGUACUUCCGUGGAUGGAGUGAUGUCUGAGAUGAACGCAGCAACAGAAGAGGGAGAGCGGGCAUUGGAAGAGUGUGUCGGUUAUUGCGGACACCUGCAGAUGUCUUUGGACUCUCUGACCGAGUCGGGACUCAAGUGGUGUCACGACGCAAGAGACUUGACCGAGAAUAAAACUCAGGAACGACUAAAGCUUAUCAGAGAGACAGACACAGCAGUGCAAGACCUGAUGAAGUCUGUAGAAGAAAAGGGGGAGAAUGCUAUCCGGGACUGCGAAGCUAGUCUGGGUCAAAUGCAACAGGAAGUGGAAGGAAUCCUGGGUCGUGUGGAAUUGCAGACGGGCAGUGAUGAGGCCACGUUGCAGGAGCACAGAGAGACCCUCUCCUCCAUCAGCACUCAGACACUGGACACCGUACACAACUUCCUCAGUUCUGAGCUGAGACUAGAUUUACCUACCGGAACGACCCCUCAGCGUAAGGAGUAUGCGUACCCGCGUGCUCUUAGCAAGCCGAGGAGCCGAGAGGAACUGGAGGAGGAGUUCAGAGCUCAGCAGGAGGUGUUACAGAGCGCCCUGAGUCAGUGUGAGACUGUUUUAGAAGUAGAUGAGGGCAAGCCUCUUGAUCAGGACUCUCUGGAGGAUGAAGUCAGUGUUUCUAGUGAUGGAAACGGCACAGAACAGACUUGCUUCAAUGAGAACUUGAUAUGUUAUGAAAACGGAAGAGUUCCCUUCUUCAAGAAGAAAGGCAAGAAGGAAAAUGGCAAUAAGACACUUAACCGUUCAAAGGUUGAGAAUGAGAGCAUGUGUUCACCACCCCGUUCUAAACUACCACUGAGGUGUCAGAAUUAACACGCAUUGUUUGUUUUUAAUCCUUAAUUUUAUGUGUCAAUUAGAAUUCUUUUUAGCGUGUAUGUCUCUUUCAACAUGAGUUGUGAGUGUCUACCUUUUAUAUAUGUUAUGUCUGUUUGGUUACCUCAUUGUCACAGUUUUUAAAAUAAUGAAUAUCCAAUGUUAUGUUCAGGGUGAUUGUGUUACUUCGAUUUUCACUAGUUUAGACUUGUUUUCUUUGAGUAUGUGUUCAGAUUUAAAUGCCAAAAGAGAAAUCCACUCCAUCUUUAAUAAAGUAUUUUUAAAGUA
Triplophysa dalaica is the source of this 3647-nucleotide messenger RNA. It is a transcript of the gene kif11, whose product is annotated as kinesin family member 11. Lineage: Eukaryota; Metazoa; Chordata; Actinopteri; Cypriniformes; Nemacheilidae. Gene Ontology annotation, cellular component: nucleus; spindle microtubule. Gene Ontology annotation, biological process: mitotic spindle assembly; microtubule-based movement. Bases 171 to 3359 code for a protein of 1062 amino acids. The record is from RefSeq and is a predicted model, not a curated record. The transcript is spliced from 23 exons. Gene Ontology annotation, molecular function: ATP binding; plus-end-directed microtubule motor activity; microtubule binding.